Molecule: messenger RNA, 1761 nt
Organism: Contarinia nasturtii (swede midge)
Lineage: Eukaryota; Metazoa; Arthropoda; Insecta; Diptera; Cecidomyiidae
Gene: Mfap1
Product: microfibrillar-associated protein 1
Exons: 4
Coding region: 143-1603 (486 amino acids)
Biological process (GO): mRNA splicing, via spliceosome
Cellular component (GO): U2-type spliceosomal complex
Molecular function (GO): RNA binding
Source: RefSeq, a predicted model, not a curated record
GUUGUCAAAUAUAUAAAAGCAGCAUAUUUACUUUCAACAAAGAGUAUCUUCAGUUCUUUUACCAAAAAAGUGUCUCAGUUGGGUGUCGAUCUAAUAUUUUUUCAAAUACAUUUGCUAAAUUUUGUUGCAUAUUGACUAGAGAAUGUCGAACGCACAGUAUAGUAUCCAAAGUACGGCUGGGGCCAUUCCAGUUCGUAAUGAAAAAGGUGAGGUGUCCAUGCAAAAAGUAAAAGUCCAGCGAUAUAUAUCAGGUAAACGACCUGAAUACGCCCGAUACAAUUCGUCCGAUGAAGAGAGUGAAGUCGAAGAUUUCAUCGAUCGAAGGGCACAAAGAAAUUUUGCAAACCGUGGCGACGAGAAUUUUGAUCAAUCACGUAAACGUGACACUGAAACAUCUAAAAAUGAUGAUUCGUAUCGCAGUGACGAUGGAGCCGACGAUCCACGGUUGAGACGAUUAGCACGACGUGGUGGAUCUGAUUCAGAUCGAGAUAGUAAUGACGAAGAUGAUCUAGAUCGAGAACGUCGUAUGCGUCGUAUCAGAGAGCGUCGCAUCCAAGAGCCAGAAGUGAUUCAAGAAGAUGACGAGAUACAAAGCGAUGCUGACGUUGCAUCCGAUAAUGAUGAUCGAACACAGUACACCGUGGAAAUUGAACGAAAGCGUCGAAUUGAAUUGGAUGAUAGUGGAUCAGAUUUGGAAUUGAGUGACACAGAAAUUGAGAAACGACGACAACGGCUCAAAAAUAAAAUGUUACAACAAAGAAAAGACGAAGAGGUACUGGCAAAAGAGGAAGAAAAACAAUCGGAAUCAUCCGAAUCGGAGAGUUCAUCAUACGAAGAAGAAUCAGAAAGUGAAGAAGAGAAUGAACCGCGACUGAAACCAUUGUUUGUUAGUAAAAAAGAUCGGGCCACCAUUGCUGAAAAAGAGAAGGAAGCCCAGCGACAAAAACAAUUGGAAUACGAAGAAAAGCGCUUGGCCAAAGAACGACGGCGACAAACAUUACGGAUGGUCGAAGACAGCGUGAAGAAGGAUAUUGAUAAGGCCAAGCCGGAUACAAAUGAGGCGAGCAUCGAUGAUGUGUGCACAGAUGAUGAAAAUGAUGAAGUUGAAUAUGAAGCAUGGAAACUUCGUGAACUGAAGCGAAUCAAACGUGAUCGCGAAGAGAAAGAACAAUUGGAGAAAGAGAAAACCGAAAUCGAUCGUAUUCGAAAUCUCACCGAAGAGGAACGACGACAAGAGGCUCGUGUCAAUCCACGUGAAGUCACCAACAGAGCAGAAAAAGGCAAAUACAAGUUCUUACAGAAAUACUAUCAUCGUGGUGCAUUCUUCUUGGACAAAGAUGACGAAGUAUUCAAAAGAGAUUUUGCCCAGGCCACAUUGGAGGAUCAUUUCGAUAAAACGAUUUUACCAAAGGUGAUGCAAGUGAAAAACUUUGGACGAUGUGGACGCACAAAGUAUACGCAUUUGGUUGAUCAAGAUACAACCGAUUUUAAUUCAGCAUGGUACAGCGAAACAGCCAACAACUCGAAAUUCCACAACGAAAGAGCCGGUGGCAUGAAACAAACAUUCGAAAAACCAUCUGCAUCAAAACGCAAGAAUAUUUAAACAGGAGAACUUGAAUUGUUUUAUUUCACCAAAAUUCAACAAUAAUAAAGUGUCGAUUUAAAAAAAUAUAUAAUUCGAAAUAAAUGCUUAAUUUCCGUUUUUAAGUAAAUGAAUGAUUUUAAGUAGUUAAAUAAAUUCCCUAGAAGGCACAGCGCGAA